CCCUGUUCCUGCUGAAACUUGAAAGUGCGAUGUACAGUGUAGGCCAUUGGGCAAAGUGAGAGUGAGAACGAGAAAAGAAAAAUCAGAAUGUUACAGUUCCCGGCGUAUAUGACGCAGUACCCAUGGUCAACGAGGACGAUUCCGACUUCAUGUCUGCUACCGUCACAAUGGCCUCAACCUCACAGCGAAGAGCUCCUCCUUGCCAUGGAGGAAUCCGAUUUCGAAGAGAAGUGCAAUGAAAUCAGAAAGACUAACAGCAACCUCCCAGUAAUCGGGAAAACUACUGUUGAAAAUGAUAAAGAAGACUUUGAUAAUGAUGCUGACGAUGAUGAUGCUGAUAAUGCUGAGGAAUCUGAAGGUGAAGAAUUUGAGCAAGAAACUGGCUGAAGAUAGUUGCUGCCUAUUCCUUAUACUUUGGAAAGUUUAAAAUGUCAAACUGGUCUUGUGAACCCACCUCACAAAAUGGGGGACAAGCUAUGGCAUUAAAGUUUAUGUAAACGACUAUACUUAGACUGGUUUGUUAGUUUUUAGACUGGGUUGUUAGUUUUUACAUCAAUCAGCCUUUGACCCCUGAAAACCAAUGUUCUAAGGUGUCUCGUAGAGAAUGUGUCUUUGUGGGUACACCAUAAACUCCAUUACAUCCAGUAUUUACAUCCAGUAUUGGUUAUCAUGGCAGCAAUCUCUUUUACCAGUUAUUUUCUUGUUCAUUACCGUAAGGCACAAUCAAUAUGGAUUCUGUUGACUUGUAAAUUAGCUGUCCCUUUUUCACUUAUUUAUGGCAUAGUUAAAGUGAUCA
Messenger RNA from Hevea brasiliensis (rubber tree), 796 nucleotides. RefSeq lists its product as uncharacterized. The coding region runs from base 88 to 387 and encodes 99 amino acids. The record is from RefSeq and is a predicted model, not a curated record. The transcript has 2 exons. NCBI's taxonomy places the organism in Eukaryota, Viridiplantae, Streptophyta, Magnoliopsida, Malpighiales, Euphorbiaceae. Gene Ontology annotation, cellular component: anaphase-promoting complex. Gene Ontology annotation, biological process: regulation of mitotic cell cycle spindle assembly checkpoint.